AUGUUUCUUCUUUUCGAAAGUAUCGUGGAUGCAAAAAUCUCAGAGUCAAUUAAACUGUAUAAUGGAUCGGAGGCAUUCAAAAGGUGGAAAGCGAAAAGCUCUCCCAGCAAAUUUGCCGUAUAUCUCUACAAUCUAACAAACUCCAAUCAGGUGUUGGCCGGCGGAAGACCGAAUCUUACAGUUAUUGGCCCAUAUGUUUACUGGAAGGAAGACGAAAAAUUAAAUAUCUCCUGGACAAGUGUGGACGGCUCCCCGGCCAUUUCCUACUUUAAGCGCAGCAUCUACAUGUUUGAUCCCAAGCUCUCCUCAGGGGAUCCGAAAUCUGACAAAAUUAUAUCAGCUAAUCUUCCAAUUUUGGCCAUAUCAGCUGCCAAUAAUGCAGGUCGGGGUCCAAGUGCAGACACAAUAGAGAUGAUGAAGUUUUUUACAAGUCCCAAAAUCUUCACCAAGCAGAGUGUUGAUGCAUUUCUUUGGGGUUAUGAGGAUACAACUCUGAGCAUGUGCAAAUUGUUUUUGCCCCAAAUUUGCAAAAAUGAUCGUGUAGGACUUCUCUCAAGCGUAGGUUUAUCUGGAAAAUAA
Molecule: messenger RNA, 579 nt
Organism: Rodentolepis nana
Lineage: Eukaryota; Metazoa; Platyhelminthes; Cestoda; Cyclophyllidea; Hymenolepididae
Source: the annotation of a GenBank genome assembly